Messenger RNA from Solea senegalensis (Senegalese sole), 4869 nucleotides. It is a transcript of the gene rbm12bb, whose product is annotated as RNA binding motif protein 12Bb. Bases 2321 to 4534 code for a protein of 737 amino acids. Lineage: Eukaryota; Metazoa; Chordata; Actinopteri; Pleuronectiformes; Soleidae. The record is from RefSeq and is a predicted model, not a curated record. The transcript has a single exon. Gene Ontology annotation, molecular function: RNA binding. Gene Ontology annotation, biological process: regulation of RNA splicing. Gene Ontology annotation, cellular component: ribonucleoprotein complex; nucleoplasm.
CGAUUGUGUAAGUUUGUCGUUGAUUGGGUCGCAGUAUUGUGGUAUUUAUGUGUGCAUAAUACGACCUUGUUGUCGCUUUUAACUGUUGAGUCAAGUGUGCUAACACUGGAGCUAGAGGCCUAGCUGGCUACAUAGCUAGCGUUAGCAUAGUUUUUAUAAUUUGUGGAGCUUCGUUUGAACGACACGUUAGGUCCACUCCGUAACUAUAGUCUCGGGUGUGUGUUUUCUUGAAUUGGUGGCCACUAGCUUUGCGUUAUGGUGAUAAGUCAUUGGGUGUGAUUCUGGUACGCCUGUUGGUCGAUCAAAUGGUCCCGUGUCAAAUCUAAAAUGAAGAUCCGAUUUCGGAAACCAUUACACACUUCUGUGACGGCAUGCUCGAGGUUCGUGGAAGGUGUAGAUUAGGUCAAAGUAAUGGCCAAGGGUUGCACGUCAUCGGUGUAUACACACUUGUAGUGCUGUACAUUGUAUGUGGACCACUUUAAGUUGUAAGUCUUUGGUUUGAGGGGUUUUCGUCUUGGUCUUGCAGGAUAUAUCUAUAUGGAUGGGCAACCUGGAAACCUUAUUGAUUGUUUUGUGUACUUGUUCUUUGCUUGUUCUGGGGGCAAGACUCAUGGCCCAGUAAACAUUGUUUUUUGCAACAUAUAUGAUAUGUUAGUUAAAGGUAAGUAUCUAAAGGCUAUGCUUAGCCAUGUCAACUCAUUUAAUUUACACAGUUAAAUCAUAAUGAUUGAAGGAAUUACAAUGUUGCGGUAUAAUUUAUAGAACUAUAUCAAUGGUUAUGUUUAACUAAUUUAACUAAUAUGUCCUAUGUGCUUGUAUACAACCUUUUUAUUAAAUGUCUCAUUUGUAAUUAAGAAAAAUAUUUAAUCUUGUCUUUCUCAUGCAGUGCAUAUUGGUUUCACUAUAGUACGCUUAAAGUCACAGAGAGAAAUACUUACUCAACAUAUCUGCAGAAAUACACUACUGUACCAGUAUUAAUUUUUUACCUUCACAAUUGAGAAGGUAUUUGUGAAAUUCUUUCAUGGUGAGGCAUUUUUGGGUAAAGUGAAAGUUUAACUUAUGAUUCAUGUUCUUAGUGUUCUCUGUUAAUUUUCAGUUCCACCACUGGAUUAUCUGGACUGCACAACAAGGGUUGAUGUGGUAACCAUAUCAAAUGAAAUGCAGUGGAUGUCAAGCAACUAUGGGUGCCGUGGUUCCUUGAAGAGCAGGGGUGUUGUAGUGAUGGAGAGGGGCAGUGUGAGAGAAGAGCUUCCCUCACCGGCAACGGGUUGGGAAGCAGUUCAUGUUGGUUUCAGCCGACAGGCAUCCAUGAACAACUGCCACCUAAAAUCACUGCUGUGGAAGUAGUUGUGAAGCGCAAAACCUGGAUGCAGGAUUGGUUGGAUCAAAAGGGAACAGUCAUGGAAAGGUGGUCAGUUUGGUUUAUCUGCCAUGUUUGGGAGGAGACAUGUUUAGUCAGGGUGAACUAAAUCAGCUUUGUUUAAGUGGCAUGUGUAUUUACACAGUUCUAGGAGUUACUUAGUGUGACCAACAAGUACAGAAUGUCACAGACAUUGUCUCAUUAGAGAAAGGAAUGCAUUGCAUGCCACUAGUUGGCACUGAUAGAUCUGGGGCUAAGGGUGUCAUCUAGCUGCGUGCAUAGCAAAUACUUAAUGGGUGAUGGCACACAACAGCUGACAAAUACCACUAUAUACACAUGGAUUGACAACUGAUUGGAUUUUUGUGUCUGAAGGUCAGAAGUCUCUGGCUUCAAGUGUUUUUCUUGAACAUUAGCGUCAUUGAAUUCUUUAAUUCUGGAACAAAUAUUCACGUGGACUUAAAAAUUUCUCACAAAGCUUAUUUGAGGCCACUUGAAUGUGAAGAUUGCCUCAAGGGAAUUCUGGUCUGAUUUGCAUGCCUGGUUUGCGGGUUGUUCAUCUGUCCACAAUUUUUUAGAUGUGAUAUCUCAAGAAGGACUUUGGACUUGGGAGUGAAAUGAUUGGACUGUGGUGUCACAGGUCAAGGUCACCAUGACGUCACAACCUUUUUUGAUCUUGUAAAUUUCAGUGAAACAGUAGUUUUUGUAGUUAAGAUUUCUGUUGAUGUGGUUGUAUAAGAUGGUCUGACAAAAUGAAUCCAGGCCAAGAAGGUAAAAGAUUGUGGCUGACAAUACUGUCUAUUGGUGGUUUGUGUUAAGGUUUGGGCUACAUUUUUUUGAAUGUAGUGGUGAAUGCUGUCUCAUAUUUUUAAAAAUAUCUUGGAAUUGUGAUCAAGUGUAGACACUUGAGAAGAACUUGACUGCUUGUGUCACAAAUAAGAUGUAAUAAGAUUAUGGUAUUUUAUGGAAUUUUGCUGCCAUUUUAUAACAGUGGAUGUGCAGUUGAUAUUUUUUAAAAGGGUUUCCACUGGUGUGUUAGCUUUGGUAAAUGUUGACUCAUUACAGUUAAUGAUCGAUCUGAAUCUUUCUGUUUUAUCUGUUUUUGGGUGGCUGUUGUCUACCCUGUCACUUACGCCAUUUACUUUACAGUGCUAUUCAGAUUCAAGAGUGUUAUAUUGGAAUAGCAGAGAAGUCAGUCAAAGGCAGAGAAGCCCGAUAGUUAGCAAUAAUACUAUUCUAUACCCUUCUGUCUGCAGGUGCUGUUAUAUGUGCGUCAGCAUGGCAGUCGUCAUCCGUUUACAGAGACUAAAUGUCACAGCUGGUACUGAGGAUAUUCGCAAGUUCUUCACUGGCCUCAAAAUUCCAGAUGGAGGGGUGCAUAUAAUUGGUGGGGAUCAAGAAGAAGCUUUCAUUAUCUUUGCCACGGAUGAAGAUGCAAGAAGAGCAAUGUCACGGUCUGGGCAUUGUAUCAAUGGUACACCUGUAACACUGCUACUCAGUAGUAAAUCAGAGAUGCAGACAAUGCUUGAAAGAAGUACAAAAAUUGUGGAGCUGGAACAAAGGAACCGAUUUGAAGAGAACGAAAGGCCCACUAGAAGAUCUUUGGGCUCUGAGGUGGGAAGAUUGGGUCAUACCUCAUCUCCCAACCACCAGACAGCUUCAAAAUGUGACGAUGGCUUGUUGGUAUUUUUAAAAGGAUUGCCUUUCUCUGUGACUGAGAAAGAAAUUCAUGACUUUUUCAGUGGUUUACUUAUCGAUGAAAUUGUCUUGGUGAAAAAUAAGAAGGGGUCGAACAAUGGAACAGGUUUUGUCAAAUUUGCAACAAGAGAGGAUGCGAUUGAAGGCCUCAAGAGAGACCGGGAAUACAUUGGGUCGAGGUAUAUUGAGCUCUCCAUGACAACAGCAUACGAUUGGUAUCGCAAUACUGGCAGACCUCCAAUGGCUGACAACAGGAACGAAAACUUUGUGAGGGAGAGAUCACCCAUUCGUAAUCAGAGAAUUCAACAAGAUCACCAUGCCAAGUCACAGUCACCUAUGGCCCAGAUGCUCAUCACUCCUGGCAAUGAGUACUGUGUUUUGGUUGACAAUCUGUCUUAUGCUGUGGGGAAAGAAGACAUGAAAAAGCUUUUUGAUUUUGCAAAGCUUGAGGAUGAUCAGAUCUUGCACUUGAUGGACAGUGAGGGGAGAAGAACAAGAUCUGCCUUUGUUCUGUUCAAGAAUCAGCGUGACUAUUGUGAGGCUUUGGCUAAUGAGAAAAGACAGUUUUUCCACCGAUAUAUUUUUACCCGCCCAAUCUCAAGAGAGAACAUGAUGACCCUUCUGGAGUCUCACUGCAUGGAUGUCCAACCUCCUGGAAAUUCGCAAGAGUUUUCAGAGAGGCCCUCAUCUUACCCCAGUGAUCACUAUGACUCUGAGAAAUUGUGUCUGUUUGUGCGAAACUUGCCAUUAGAUGUGAGAAAAGUUGAGAUCAUGGACUUCUUUCUUGGGUUUAAUAUCACUGAGGAUAAGGUCUUCUUGCUGUUUGACCAUAAUGGUGCUGGGGUGGGGAAGGCUUUGAUUCUUUUCCGAUCUGAGGCAGAGGCUACAAGGGCACUCUCUCUAAAUGGUCAACGGUUUCUUGGGUCAGAAGUCAUUCUGAAAUGCAUUACACGUUCCCAGAUGAAGCAGUUGGGUGUUGAACCGCCAAUGGUCCAAGAGCCAUUGUCAAGAGAGGAGCGCUAUUCUGGCAGGAGCAGAGCGUCGUCCUAUCACUCUGACAGUGAUCGGACAGAGUUCCCUGAUUACAGGAUGUCUCGUGAUGGUAAUAUACCAGUAACUGAUGAACUGACUCAGUUCCAGGGAGACUAUGAUUAUGAAACUCGUUCGGGCACUCGUGGUCCACAUGGCAGGGGUAAUGGUGUACGCGGUGAUGUUCGCCCCUCUUCGCAACCCUUUGAUGGUCCAACCUGUGUACGAUUGGUCAACCUGCCAUUCCAAAUAAGAACAGAAGAAAUAUAUGAUUUUUGCCAUGGGUAUCAAAUUAUCCCUGGAUCCGUCUCACUGCAGUUUGACCAGAGUGGAAAACCUACAGGCACUGCAACUGUUGUGUUUCAGUCUCGUUCAGAGGCCAUGACGGCAGUGGAGGAACUAAGUGGAAGACCCAUAGGUCCAAGAAAAAUAAAGCUUUUGUUUGUUUGAAUACAUGUGCCCUCACAAUUUGGCUUGGACAGAAGCCAAAUUGAAAUUUUGAUUUCAACAGCAAAGUUGCUGUUUUAUUUCUCUUUGAAAAUGACAUGGUUUUGGGAUUUGCUAAUACAGCAAUUUGACUACAUUUAUUUUUCUCAUUCAUUUUUUUGUAAUUGUAAUGUUGGAAAAUUGUGAAUUUCAUUUAUGCCAUUAUACCCUUUUAGUAGUUUGUUUUGGAAGUGUUUUUUUGUUUUGUUUUUUAAUGAAAACAAAUGUGUAUUGUCAGAUUUUGUGCAAACAAAUGUUGCUUAACAAAAACCUGUAAAUAAAGUGUUCUGUUCAUCGAG